Molecule: messenger RNA, 1176 nt
Organism: Boeremia exigua
Lineage: Eukaryota; Fungi; Ascomycota; Dothideomycetes; Pleosporales; Didymellaceae
Exons: 2
Coding region: 192-1004 (270 amino acids)
Source: RefSeq, a predicted model, not a curated record
CAUGGUUUUUGCUCAACCAGGUAUCGUACACCGGAGGCUGUAAUUACAGCUAUCGUGAAUGUGAUCGCCUUGAAAAUGUACAAAAGACACCCCGCGCUACUAUAUGAGCCUCUCAACAUCAUCGCAUUCACUUGAACCACUCGCAACCUUCGCGGCUUUCGUUCAACAGAUCAACAGACCCUCGAAGCAAUAUGUUUGGCCGCAGUCAUGACGACAAGAAAUCCUCUUUCGAUGGGUACCAGCAGCAGGCGCCUGCAUCCGCACCUGCGUACGGUGCAUCGACAUCCCACCAGGCGCGUUUCGCAUCUGUGUCCAUGCAUUCAACCGACGAUCUGCGCUUCCUGCACUUCCCACCGCAGGUAAUCGAUCUAUGUCGGAACGCAAUUGUUACCGUCUGGAAGAGCGGCAUUUCACGUGAAGGCAUGUACGGCAGCUCCUACGAAUUCAAACUCAGGGGCUAUCCCUGGGCUGCAAUUGGGACUGGUGCUAUGGAUACCCAGCGUCUCGUUUGUGCGGUGCUGGGAACGCUACACAGUGUUGGCUGGGUCAUGACGCUCAAUACAGACGUGAGCACGGCGGCCGCCGAUAAAGACACGCUGCUGUUCCGCUACCAAUCACCAACACCAGCACCGUGCGACUGGUUCAGUAUCGGGUUCUCUCGAUCAGAUAGGAUUCGCAUGGUUGAUGCAAGCCCGGAGUUGUGCUAUGCGUUGCCGGCAGCGCUGGGACAGGAGUGGGUGAGCAAGGUGAGCGAGCAUUCACCCGGAGUCCAGGAGAUCAAGUUCCACGGUUAUCCUUGGUCUGCGGGUGGAAAGGAGACAAUGAGGGUUAGGGAAAUGCUACUGACCAUCCUGGGUACAUUGGAGGAAGACGGCUGGACGGUAUACGCGAGUAUAGACCAGAGUGCGGCUGCUGGAAGUCAGAACAAAAGUGAGACCGAUACUUGGCACUGCUGUCGGCCAAGAGGUUGGGUGAAGGGUGCACCUGUUUAUUUUAGACGAUGAAGAGAUCAAGAACUUGACCUUGUGAAGUCAAAUACUCCAAGUAUUCUGUGGCUGGCCCCUCAAACCAUACAGCAUAUCUCCAUGCUUGAAGCUCAAGUAGAUAGCAGCCAGGCGGAACAAAUUUGAGUACCUAAGCUAUUUUAUGACAAACUAGGUUGUUGAUCUUGUGGCG